Anarrhichthys ocellatus (wolf-eel) is the source of this 782-nucleotide messenger RNA. It is a transcript of the gene ndufb9, whose product is annotated as NADH:ubiquinone oxidoreductase subunit B9. Gene Ontology annotation, cellular component: respiratory chain complex I. Bases 26 to 553 code for a protein of 175 amino acids. The record is from RefSeq and is a predicted model, not a curated record. Lineage: Eukaryota; Metazoa; Chordata; Actinopteri; Perciformes; Anarhichadidae. The transcript is spliced from 4 exons. Gene Ontology annotation, biological process: mitochondrial electron transport, NADH to ubiquinone.
GAGAAGGUGACAGGGGACGGUGAAAAUGGCCACUGCCUAUCUCACUCACCACCAGAAGGUGUUGCGGCUUUACAAGAAAUCCCUUCGACACCUGGAGUCAUGGUGCAUCUUCAGAGACAAAUACAGGUUCUACGCCUGCAUGAUGCGAGCUCGUUUCGAUGACAGCAAGGACGAGAAGGACAUGGUGAAGGCCACCAUGAUGCUGAAGUCGGGAGAGGAGGAGUUCUGGGCCAACCAACACCCUCAGCCCUACAUCUUCCCCGACUCCCCCGGCGGGACGUCCUACGAGAGAUACGAGUGCUACAAGGUCCCAGAGUGGGUGCUGGACCACUGGCACCCCUCAGAGAAGGCCAUGUACCCCGACUACUUCUCCAAGAGGGAGCAGUGGAAGAAACUGAGAAUGCAGAGCUGGGACAAAGAGGUCGCCCAGCUGCAGGCUGAGACUUCAGCCGGAGGCCCCAAGACCGAAGCCCUCCCUCCCGCCCGCAUUGAGGGAGACCUCCCCCCUCUGUGGUGGCAGUACGUCACCCGCCCCAGGGAGCGCCCCACAUAAUAACCCUCCACCCAACAAUCUUCAACACACAGCAACAACAACAACAACAGCAGCACGACGUCUGGCUGAAUUUACAUAUUUCUGUGAAGAAUGUUUGACAAGUCAUUCACCUGUGCAGGUUGCACAGCUGAGAAAACAACUUGCCUCAAUUCACACUGAUGUGACUUUGGGAAGUCCUGUAGAUGUAUCAAUGAAUACCUGUAACUAUUAAUAAAUAAUUAUAUGUAAA